UUCAACAAAUUCAUAUCUAUUUUUUGCUCCACUCAAAAUACUUCUACUUGUUUACAAACAUAACAAUUAAAUUUCCACAGCUCUCCUCUGCCAAGAAGAAGAACAAGAACCGAGUUCUUCUUCAUUCUCAACUCACUAAACUCACUGUGUAAAAAGACUCAAUUUUUAUUUUUCUUUGGAAUGAGAAACUGACUCGGUUUCUUGAUUUCUGAGGCGGGUUCUUGAUUUUCUGAAGUGGGUUCUUGAUUUCUAGAAGAGGGUUCUUGAUUUUUGAAUUCUUUUUUUUUUUGGGAUUAUUAAUUUGGAUAUGAUGUCGGUUACAUGCCAUAAUCUUGAGUUUGGAAGAAUAAGAUUGGAUUUUGUGGGAUGUGGGUGCUCUUCUAAUGCAUCUCCCAAUCGAUUCCCUGUCAGAAAUUGUGCAGAAGGGAUGCUUAGAAAUGUCUGCAGGCCUCGGAAACUGUCGUGUAAGAAGCGCGAAGUCGGCCGGUGCCGCGUGUUUUCGACCAAGACUCCGGAAACUUUUCUCAAUGGAGUGACAGCUGGUCCUCCAACGGUGCUCGAUUCUAAACAAGAGAAGAAAGGCCCUUCGUCUCUGUCGGAUAUGUUUGAAGUGGUUGCAGACGACCUAUUAACCCUCAACAAAAAUCUACAAUCGAUUGUUGGUUCGGAAAACCCGGUUUUGAUGUCUGCUGCCGAGCAAAUCUUUGGAGCCGGUGGGAAAAGAAUGAGACCGGCUUUGGUUUUUCUCGUUUCAAGAGCCACUGCAGAGAUUGCUGGUUUGAAGGAACUCACAAUCGAGCAUAGAAGGUUGGCCGAGAUAAUCGAGAUGAUCCACACCGCAAGUUUGAUACACGACGAUGUAUUGGAUGAAAGUGACAUGCGUAGAGGAAAGGAAACUGUCCAUCAAUUAUACGGGACAAGAGUGGCUGUCCUAGCUGGCGAUUUUAUGUUCGCCCAAUCAUCUUGGUACCUAGCGAAUCUCGAAAAUCUCGAAGUUAUUAAACUCAUCAGUCAGGUCAUCAAAGAUUUCGCAAGUGGCGAAAUAAAGCAAGCAUCGAGCUUGUUCGACUGCGACGUACACCUCGACGAGUACUUAAUCAAGAGCUACUACAAAACAGCCUCCUUAAUCGCCGCCAGCACAAAGGGCGCAUCCAUAUUCAGCGGGGUCCACAGUGACAUCAGCGAACAGAUGUACCAGUACGGAAAGAACCUAGGCCUGUCGUUCCAAGUCGUGGACGACAUUCUCGAUUUCACCCAAUCGGCCGAGCAGCUGGGCAAGCCAGCUGCCAGUGACCUGGCGAAAGGGAAUCUAACGGCUCCCGUGAUAUUCGCGCUCGAAAAGGAAUCGAAGCUGAGGGAUAUUAUUGAAUCUGAAUUUUGUGAAAAGGGCUCCCUUGAGGAGGCGAUUGAUAUUAUCGAGAAAUGCGGGGCCAUCGAAAGGGCGCGUGACCUGGCGAGAGAAAUUGCUGACCGGGCCCUAAAGAAUCUUGAUUGCCUUCCGGAAAGUUCUUUCCGAUUGGGGCUCGAACAAACGGUGAACUAUAACUUGGAAAGGAUAAAAUGAAGAAGUUUUUGAAGUGAUUCUUGAAAAUGUGAGAUUUGAUGACAUAUAUAGAAAUUAUUAUAUAAAACAACUUGUGGUUGUAUAUUAUUUUUUAUAGGUACAAAGGGAAUGAUUAAAACUCCCAUUGUUGUUGUACACUAGUGAUUCUUGAUGAGAUGGAAGAACAUAUGUAAUUUUUAAAAAGCACAUAAAUUGUUGUAAACAUAACUCAAUCGUGUCCUUAAGCUUUGUGAUAGUUUACGCCUUGCAUCCUACGACGCACGGAAACUUUUG
Messenger RNA from Erythranthe guttata (spotted monkey flower), 1837 nucleotides. RefSeq names its product solanesyl diphosphate synthase 1 (gene SPS1). Lineage: Eukaryota; Viridiplantae; Streptophyta; Magnoliopsida; Lamiales; Phrymaceae. Gene Ontology annotation, molecular function: prenyltransferase activity. Gene Ontology annotation, cellular component: chloroplast. Gene Ontology annotation, biological process: isoprenoid biosynthetic process; plastoquinone biosynthetic process. The record is from RefSeq and is a predicted model, not a curated record.